AUGUAUUUCAAAAUUUGGAUAAUUACUGUAAUUAUUGUGACCAUAAUUCAUGAAACAUAUUGCUCCGAAAAAUGUUGUUGCUCAGAAAAAUGUCAAAAGAAUGAUGAUGAAAAGAUGGAAGAUGGUGGAAAUAAGGAUUAUAAUCGAGAAGGAAUUCAUAAUGAAUCACAAUCGACAACGACAACAACAACAACAACAACAACAACAACCUAUCAUUGUCCUCCACUAAAGCGCUUGAAACAAAAAUACCCAAAAUUACCAUUAUGCCCCAAAAAUCCUUCUUGCAAGGCAUCUACAUCAUUAAAAUGUCCGCCAUUCAGAUGUCGACAACCGCUACCGUGUCGUAAAAAGGCCUGUUCUGCAUCAAUGCCACUACAACCUGUAAAAGUCUGUCCACCACCACCACCAUGUCCUGUAACGAUUUCUCCAGUCCUUUUGCCUCCCUGUCCAUCAUUAAUCCAAAAAUCGAAAGUUCAA
This is a messenger RNA of Acanthocheilonema viteae, 477 nucleotides long. The record is from the annotation of a GenBank genome assembly. NCBI's taxonomy places the organism in Eukaryota, Metazoa, Nematoda, Chromadorea, Rhabditida, Onchocercidae.